This is a messenger RNA of Chlamydomonas reinhardtii, 3519 nucleotides long. RefSeq lists its product as uncharacterized. Lineage: Eukaryota; Viridiplantae; Chlorophyta; Chlorophyceae; Chlamydomonadales; Chlamydomonadaceae. The transcript has 6 exons. Bases 642 to 3017 code for a protein of 791 amino acids. The record is from RefSeq and is a predicted model, not a curated record.
CUUGCAGCUGCACGUCAUCCUGACCCUGGUUUGCGCCGUGGCAACAGUUUGGCCGAAUCAUGCGCUUAACCAGCGGUUCAUUUAUGUAUUUUGCUGAUUAUGUCUCAAUUGAAUAGCUUGCACAAAGUAGCUGCUUGAAUGGUUGUUAUUUAUAGCGAGCACUCAUUUGUUCAAGACUGCCUCAUAGCGCAGACGUGGCUUUGGCUGACCGGAAAGGCAACAGAGCUCCAUUGCAGUACUAUGGACUAAGUAGAAGGUCAAGGGACACCGCGGGACAGCGAAAGGCCGGCCCUGGUCAGCCGCCGGCGAACGGUGGCCAAAGGACGCACGCACGGGAAGCACGCCACGAAUUCCAUACCACACGCCAAACGGAUUGCUGGGCACGACACGUUCACACCCUGCUCGUAUACUAGAUGAGCAUUUACUAUGGACUCAGCAGGUCCCCGCGCGCAUUAUGCCCAGACGGCACUGCAAGGGUGCUGCCGGGCGCGGGUCGCGUGCGUCCACAGUACUGCCGCGCCGCGCGGCCGCAAGCCUUGGCUUUCGACCGUGCCUUGCCCGCAAGCGCGCACAAGAUCAGCACCUCUCGCCUCUGGCAGAGCUGUGUGACACGCUGCCAGCAAAGAGCCACAGGCAUCGGCAUGGAUGGCGGCAGCACCAGCGACAGCAGCUACUCCGACGGCGGUCGUAGCCAACAGACCGCUGGCGAGGAGCGGCACGGCUCCGCCACUGCCGGCUGGGAGUCUGGCUGGGAUGCGCAGCUGGCGACUCACAGGGAGUGGCUGCUUGCGGGCGCAGGCUCUGGGCAACACGGGGGCACCGGGACCGGACAGAGCUCCGCCGCCGUCGGGCACGCAGCUGGCUACACUGCCAGCCAGCCACCGGCGCCUGGACCGGGCAUGACGCCAGGCGGCAUGUCAGCCACUGCGGCCGCGCUGCUUCCUGGACACGUGGCGGCUGCAGAGGUGGCGGCAGAGGCUGCGGCAGAGGCUGCGGCAGAGGCGGUGAGGGCGGUGAGGGCGGGGGCGCACGCACCCGCUUCCGGUGCGGCUGCAGCUGCUGGUGGUGGUGAUGGCGACGGACCGCCCGCGGCCCGGGCGCGUCCUGCAGCGGUGCGGCGCUCUGCAGUCAAGCCCAAGGCCCCACAGUAUGUGCCAAUUGUGCCGCUGGCGCAGGCCAGGGCAGCCGCGCAGCCGCCGGUGCAAGCGCGGUCGCCGUCGUCAACCAGCCUGGCCGCCGGCGCUACCAGCGUAAGCCGCGCCGCAGCAUCACUCCCUGAGGGCACUUCAGCGCCAACCGUCGCCGCUCGUCUCAGCUCAGAUUCAGAUGUGCAGUUGAGGGAAGCUGUAACCGCUCUGGCGGACGCUGUGAGUGACGCGGCGGCGUCACGGUCGGACGCGUGGACGGACGAGCAGGUGGCGGCGCUGCUACAGAGCGCGGCGCACCUGGCACACCGGUGCCCGGAGCUCCGAGAUCCUGCGGCAGCAACCCCACCUAGCAGUGCCGGAGCUGCUAGUGGUGUCGGCAGCAGCAGCAGCAGCAGUAGCACCGCAGCGGACGAAGCGGUGCGCAGGCAGCUGCGUUUCCGGCUGCAGCAGCUGCUGUUGCGGCUGGACGGCCUGCUGCCCGGCAGCGGGCAGGCAGCGGGCCCGAGCGGCCGCCGGGGUCGACGCUCCAGAGGGAUGCAGCAACAGCGGCCGCAGCAGCUGACGACGGCAGCGGCGUUCGCGGCAGCCUGGGCGGCGGCAACGCUCCGCUUGCGCCUGAGCCCUGACGGCGCGGUUCACAGGCGGCUUUUAGAUGCCUUCAAGAAGCGGCAGCAGCGUAGUAAGCAUGCGGGCGCGCAGGGCAACUCGGACGACCACGCAGGCGGCACUGCAGUCCGCAGUGAUGGGCUUAUCGAUGUUAAUGUGGAUGGAGACGCGCGGCAAGCGGCUCCGCAGAAAAGCGCGCAAAUGCAACCGGAGACCGCCGGAGGUGGCAGCGGGCGCGGCGGCAGCGGUGCCGUCAGCACGCUGGAACUGAACUGCAUGGCGGCUGGUGACUUGGCACGGAUGCUGUGGGCACUCGCGCGCCUGGAGGUCAGGGUGCCGUCGGUCUGGCUCGAUGGCAUUGUUCGGGUGCUGCUCGACGCGCCGGCUUGCACCAGGGAGCCGUUGCUUCCCUCGCUGCCCUCCCCGCACUCCUUGCCAGACUUGACUGCCCGCGCGUGGCAACGCGCCGAAUCUGCCGGCGCGUUGGGCGCCGCCGUCAGCACAGGCUCUGCCGCAGCCGCUUCAACCGCCCUGGGACUGCAAGCCCUGCCGGCGUCCGAGCUUAUGCGCGUGGCUUGGGCGGUGGUGCAGCUGAGUGCCAGCGCAACGCGUGGUGGCGUUGGCAGUGCGGACGCAGCCGGCGGCGGCGCCGACCAGGCCGCUGGCGGUGUGACGCGCAAGUGGGCGCAGGCGCUAUUCAGUGCGACGCAGACCCGCAUGCGGGAGUUCAGCCCAGACCAGCUCGUGGGUCUGCUGUGGGCAGUGGGGCGCGGCCGCCGCGAACCAAACGGCGCCUGGCGCAGGUCGGCGGCGCAGGCGCUGAGUAUCGCGGCGCCGCAGCUGGCGCCGUGGCAGCUGGCGCGUGUGACGGUGGCGCUGGCCGCACUGCGAGUCGCCCUGCCGUACGACCUGGUGGUGGCGCUGCUGGCCGCGCUGCACGACCGCCUGGACGCAGCCAGCGCCGCCGACGUGGCGGGCUUCGUGUGGGGGCUGCGCUUCGUGUCGGUGCCGUACAGCCGGACGCUGGCACGCAUGCAGAUGAGGCCGCUCCUGGACCUGGCCGCCGCCACGCAGCCGCAGCUGCAGGGGCUGCCGGCGGCCCAGCUGGUGCAGCUGGCGGACGGCUUCGCGCACCUUGGGCUGCUGCCGGGCGCGGAGUGGAUGAGGCUGCACAGGGAGGCGUGCAUCCGGCAGAAGUCACAGUUCUCGGAGGCGAACCGGCGGAAAGUCAGACAGGCGUACGCCAUAAUGUGGACGCUCUAGGUUGGGUGCUCGGCUAUGAGGGGCAUUGGCGGCGGCUGUGGGUGAGGCCAUUUCAGAGAUGUGCAUUGCAUAGGUGCAGCCGGCUCGCCGUGCUCCGUGCCGUGGCGAGGGCAUGCAAGGAAUGCUGGGCUGAUGAUGCUACCAAAGUUCAGUGCUGGCACUUCAGGGCAGACAUGUGGUCAAUAUGGUGACAGGUGAAUGGGGUCAGCCGCGUCGCCGGCGGCAUUGGGGGUUCAUGGCAUGGCGAGGUUUACACGGCACUCCUCUGCGUAGGUGCGUGCGUGCAGCAUUGAUGAUCGGCGGUGUUAUGUCGUACGGUGUUCACGAGAUCGGCAAGCACAGCAUUGGAAAGCACAGACACAGGUAUCUCUGGCUGUAUUUGUGAGCCUGAGAAAUGCGUAGAUGCGAAUGCGAGUGCAGGCGGCAGCGGACUGCCUCCCUGUCGCGUGCCUCGUGUCUCGGGAGCUGCGUCAGCAAGUCCUUCUUGUAACCAAUACACGCU